Messenger RNA from Anneissia japonica, 6577 nucleotides. RefSeq names its product polycystic kidney disease protein 1-like 2. Gene Ontology annotation, biological process: detection of mechanical stimulus. Gene Ontology annotation, cellular component: membrane. The transcript is spliced from 17 exons. The record is from RefSeq and is a predicted model, not a curated record. NCBI's taxonomy places the organism in Eukaryota, Metazoa, Echinodermata, Crinoidea, Comatulida, Comatulidae. The coding region runs from base 92 to 4246 and encodes 1384 amino acids. Gene Ontology annotation, molecular function: calcium channel activity; protein binding; calcium ion binding.
AUUAGAAACGAGGGUUAUUGUUCAGAAUAAUGAUCCGUUUAAUCAUGAAGAUGAUACAAACUCUCUAAGAGGCUCCGUUAUUUCAAUUAGCAUGACAAAUGACACAGGACAACCAGUAUACUAUGACGGUGAAAUGCAGAAUCCAAUAGAGUUUAAUAUAUACAGAGGAGAGGAGCAGUUUGAAGCCACUUCAGAAAACGGCACAAACGAGAUCCGAUUAAUGUAUAACGAAACAGCGAUUAGUGGUCUUCCAUCGGUAGACGUCGUUCUUACAGAUGUUCAAAUGCAUACUGCCAUUACUGUUGAGGUGAUAUCAUUUGGUGAAGAAAAUAUGAAUUUUGGAGAAACAUACAACUAUACAAUUGCUGUCUACCUUAAAGUAAAUGACUCUUCAACAGGAGAUGACUCCGAUGCCAACUGUACACUUGAACAAUAUCUGUAUACCGUUGACUCUUUGGAUUAUGAUAUUGAAGAGAACCAAACUCCGUGGAAUGAUUCAGUUUUCAUUCGAAAGGGAAAUACGCUCUGCUUCUUCCCAAAUGCUAUUAUGAACAAGUUCUUGAGUGACUCACCGUCGGAUUUAUACAUUAGUGUAAGACAUCAACGAACACAUGGUUCACUUUCUAACGAUGUAGAAGAUACGGAAACUGAUGAAUUGGAAAAAUUCACUCCAAUGCGUUACGGCAUUUCCUUCUUCACGUCCCGAUGUUAUUAUAGAAGUUCUUUAGAUACAUCAUGGCAUUACGAAGGAUGUGAGGUAGGUGAAAAUUCAACCCGUGAUACAACACAAUGCUUUUGCUACCGUCUUGCUCCGGCCGAGGAAGCCAGUGAGACUAGAGACUACGCAAGCCGAAGACGUAAGCGAAGCGUUAACGUGCUUCCCGAACAGACUAAAAACCUCGUAACGAUUGGCGGAGGUUUUUCCGUACCAAUGAACUCGAUUGAUUUGAGUGAUUCGGCAUUUACAAAACUUAGCGAAAAUCCGGUGGUCUUUGUGUUUAUGACGUGUUGCCUCUGUGGGUAUGUCGUCAUCAUUGUAUGGGCACGCAAAGAAGACCAACGAGAUGUUUCAAGGGCUGGUGUCACUCCUAUGUGCGAUAACGACCCGCGACAUAGAUAUAAGUACGAGAUUACUAUAUUCACUGGCGUUCGACGCGAAUCCGGUACUACGGCCCACGUCUCCUUCAUCCUGAAUGGUGAAAAGAGUGAGACUGGGAUACGUGUGGUAAAAGAUAAAAAGCGACCUAUUCUGCAACGGAGUAAUAUCGAUUCAUUCCUUAUGACAGUGCCAAAGGAUUUGGGAACUCUGGUGCAUCUGCGCAUUUGGCAUGAUAAUUCAGGUGAAAGUCCGAAAUGGUUCCUCAGCCGUGUGUCCGUCAAAGAUAUUCAAUCAAAUAGGACGUAUUACUUUAUGCUAGACAAAUGGCUAGCUGUUGAGGAAGAUGACGGUCAGAUUGAGCGGAUUAUUCCAACUGCAGGACACAGUGAGCUGACAAGCUUCGGGCAUUUAUUUCACAGUCGGACAAGGCGCAAUCUCUCCGACAGUCAUCUAUGGGUUUCCGUACUAAUGCGUCCACCGAAGAGCAACUUCACCAGAUGUCAACGUACUACUUGCUGUCUAUCACUUCUCUUUUGCACAAUGAUGGCCAAUAUUCUCUUUUACGGUGUUGAUGUUACUGAGGGUAAAACAUCUGUGUCUUUUACAUUCGGACCAUUUUCGUUUUCUAUUGCACAACUUGUAGUCGGCAUCAUCAGCAGCUUGAUGGUAUUCCCCAUUAAUAUGAUAAUUGUUCAGCUGUUUCGGCUUUCACGUCCAAGAAAUAGAACAAUUCGCUGUUCUAAAAAUAGGCACGUUGAAAAGCCAACGUGUAGACCUCAAAGUGUCAGCACCAUCAGUAGUUCAUCGUCGAUGAAGGAACUGAAAGCUCAAAAAGGUAUUUUCGAAUCGAGUAUUGGACAAGGACAAGAAAAUCGUAAUACAAAUAUUAAGCCUGUAAAAGAAGGUGAAAUUGGUAUGUCAAAAAUCGAUAUCCAAGUGAAUUCAAAGACGGAAACUACGAAAGGAAAACGCAAAUCAUUACCUCUGCCGUGGUGGUGCCAGAUAAUCGCCUGGGUCUUGUCUUGGAUGACAAUUGGCACAGCAUUUUGGUUAACUAUUGAAGUAGCGGGAAAAUUUGGACCAGAAAAAGCAACAGAGUGGGUGACAACUAUGACAAUUUCAUUAAUUCAGGAUAUCUUUAUUUCGCAGCCAAUAAAGGUGCUCCUCUUGGCUACAUUUUAUUCACUCGUCAUUAAAAGUCCAGACAAAGAAGAUGACGACCUACCACGAGUUAAACUAGAGGCAGACGAAGAAUGGUUACACGAAAAUGAAAAUAAUGCAGAUCUGUCAGACCCUUCUAAGCUUGAAGAGUUCAAUAAAAAAAGGCAAAUGGAUGUAGCCUGUGCCCUCCCGCCAGACAGGGAUGAAAUCGAAGAUCAAAGGAAACUGAGGUUUAAAGAAAUCAAGAUGCAUGGAAUUAUUAAGGAAAUAACGGCGUAUAUAAUAUUUCUAUGCUUAUUAAUGGUGGUCGCAUUUGGAAACAUUGGUAGAGAAGAGUAUGGUCUCCGCUCGUCAAUGGUUGACACAUUCAUUAAAGCAUCUUACAAUGGCAAAAUGCAAUUCACUAAGAUUUCGUCUCGGGAUUAUUUUUGGAACUACACAAUCAAUGUGUUCAUCCCCAGUCUGCAUGCCGGAGUUCAGUACAAUGGUGCAAAGGACCCGAACAGUGCUUCGGAAUAUCUAAUAGCUGAUCGAAUCUCGUUAAUGCCUACAAGCGCCAGACUUAGACAGUUGCGUGUUCAAAGAGAUAUUUGUACUGUUCCCUCACCAAUGGAUACAGUUAUCGAUAGAUGUCGGACCGAGUAUAAUCCAGGUUCUGAAGAAUCAAGACAUUUUAAAGAAAACUGGACUCUAAUCAACCAAACACAUCACAAAAACGCAGUUGGAUUGGAAAAGGUAUGGAGAUAUAAGACUUGGUUUGAACUUGGAUCACUACCCUACUGGGGGAAGUAUACCGUCUAUGGGGGUGGUGGCUACGUAGCUGAGCUUGGACACAAGGUCGAUGAUGCCUGGAAAAUUGCUGAGUAUUUACAAUCGACGAAAUGGGUUGAUCAACUCACUAGAGCUGUUUUCUUUGAAUUUUCAGUCUUCAACCCACCAUCAAAUCUUUAUGGCGUCGCUUACAUGAUUGCUGAAUUCUUACCAAGCGGAGGUGCUGUGGCCUACUACAACUUCCAGCCCGUGUUGAUUGACCGCUACUCCAGCGUUAAUAGUUUCUUGAUCAUAAUGUGUGAAGUGUGUUUUGGCCUUUUUAUUCUCUGGUUUCUUGUCAAGGAGUUCAUGGUCUUUAAGAAAAACAAGAAUGUGUAUUUUAAAAAUGUCAGUAAUCUGUUGGAGUUCACAAUUUUGUCUUUAUGUUUGACGGCGUUCGUUGUGUUUAUCUACCGCUACUUCGUCAUCAAGAAGCUCCAGUCGGAGCGAGAGGAAAACAUCAGGGGAUUUAUGAACUUCCAAUUUUUUGGACAGUUGGAUCAGCUCUAUUAUUACAUCAUUGGCAUUGUGUUAUUUAUAUCUACAAUCAAGUUCUUGAAACUGCUUCGGUUCAAUCGGAAAAUGCUUCUUCUGGCCAACACGAUCGGGUCUUGCUACAAGGAACUCUUAAACUUCUUUUUCAUGUUUUUGAUCAUAUUUGCUUCGUAUGGUGCGUGCGGGUAUAUGCUAUUCGGUACAAGAUUAUAUGCGUACAGCACGAUCGUGGGAACGUUCGAGUCACUUUUUUCAACACUGUUAGGAAAAUUCGACUUCGAAGCAAUGAAACAAACCAACAGAAUCUUAGGUCCGCUGUUUUUCUUCAGUUUCAUCUUAAUGAUAGUAUUUAUCCUGAUGAACGUCUUCUUAACCAUUGUAAACGAGGCCUUUGCUAGGACCAGAGCCGAAAACGAACAGAUGCAGAACUCGUUGGAAAUCGUUGAUUUUAUGAUUGAAAGAUUCAAACUCUGGACCGGAUUUUCAGAAAAGCGAGUGAGAAAACCGAAGAAAAAGCAUACGUAUGUAGAAGGUAUCGAUCCAAUGCAGGAAGUCUGUGACACGAUGAAUCAGAAAUUCAUCAUGAUGCUCGACAGAAUGAAUGAAUUCAUUAGGAAUGAAAAAUAUGAGAGUGAAAAAUCCGAAAGAAAGCGUUCGGAGCGACACAUAUAUGUUAGUUAGGACAAGCAGAAUAAGCUUUGCGUGGAGUUGAAUAGCUUGGUGGUUAUGAUACCUGCCCUGUGUUCACUUUUUUCUCACGACUAAAAAGAACUCUACUCUAUAUAAGCUUCAUUAUUAAAUUAAAUUAUUCUUAUCAUUCUUAUCUUUAUUGGAAAUCAAUACAGCUGAAUGGGAGGGUUUGGUCUCUAAGUAAACUUAAUUACUAUAACAUAUGUCAGAGAAUCACUCCCAUUCAGUAAUUACAAAUAUAAUUCAUUUAAAUUAUAAGAUAAGAUAAAAUAGUAUACUAUUUAUUGGUCUAUUCACAUAUAAAAAUACAUAAACAGAAAUGUUCCUUAAAUCUGGCAUAAACAAUAAGAAACAUUACAUUAUCACCAAACCGAUCAAGAAAUAUUACACCAAACAUGCAAUAAGAUAAAAUAUUUAAAAAUACACAUUAGGGCUAUUAUGAAAUUGGUGAAAUUAAAAGCUGACAACAAAGUUGUUACGCUACUACUCAUUACAUUAUUAAAAUGUUAUAUAUUUUUUUUACUGAGCAGGUUACUCAGUAUAAAAAGGAUAGAAGAAUUUACUGUAUCGUUUUCUUGAUGUUUGUAUAUUGUUAGAUUAGGUCUUGAACACGCAACUGAGUAGUAAAGCUUGGUUUCCUUAAAAUCGCUACACUGACGUUAAAAUAUUUCCAGUGCAAUCGCUGUACUGCGUAGCAGUCCCAGAGGGAAUUUGGAUGCUCCCGACCAAUCAGCAUCACCGAAAGUUGUCGGCGAUAACAUGUAGCGAUUGUAUGGAAACCUUACUUAAGUGUGAUGUACUCGGGUAUUACAAUUAUUCUAGGCACUACAUAAUAUCUAGAUUAUUCAUACACGUAAUUAUAUGUUGUUGUGACAUUGCACCGGGAAAGCACAGUGGAAUACAAUUAAUCUGCGGAUUCAUGGGAGGUGCGAGCCGGCCAAAACUUCAAAGAAAAUAAUCAAAAAAUCAAAUUUAAAUCCGAGAGUGAAAUUCCCGGCCAUCUGGUGCCAUAAUAAUAGAUUUUCAUUCCUCAGCAUGGUGGGCCUGAGCUGGGUGGAUCCUCGGUCUGUGGAAGUCCCUCCCUGGCCCCAUCUGUAUCAAAUUCUUGGAUCUGCCAUUUUUAAUUUAACUAUCUAUAACUCAUGCGGAACAGUGAUAGAAAUGAUACAACUUCGUAAGUCAAUAAUAGCUCAGCUCUCUGAGAUGGAAACGUGCGCCUUAAGCUUGGUUUCAUACAAUCGCAACACAGUCGCUAUGUUUUCACUGCAGUCCUUGCACUGCAGCGUAACAGUCUUAGACGCAAUCGCUCCCUGAUUCAACAGACCAAUCAGCGUCGCCAAAGGAGUCGGCGAUAGCGUGUAGCGAUUACUAUUAUUAUUAUUAUUAUUAUUAUUAUUUCAUGAUGUGAUGUAAUCAUGAUAAUAUUUAGGCAUGCCACUUGUUUUUGUCGCAUAAAAUUUGAACAUGUGUCAGAGCUUUAGAACAUUUACAUUUACAUACAUUUAUCUGUUUAAAAAAAAAAAAUAUUGUUCCCAACAGCACCAUCAAGUGUUAUGCCAUUUGUACAUGUAUAUUAAUAUACUAUAUACUACUUACUUAUAUUUGUUAUUAUAUGCCUAGAUAUAAAUGAAUAUGAACUUAAGGAAAACUCCGAAUGUCCGAAACAUCUUAAAAACAACACUUGCGUCCUUUUGGUUCAAUUAUCAAGGAUUCAUGAAAUUUACCUGUUUCUUGUUUAUUUGAGAAAACGUCUAUUCGUAUACAUAAAGCCAGAUUGUCUACCGUCGUAGGUAUAUGAGAAAUUGUUGCAUUUAAGUAUAGUAAUUUUAAACGUGAUAUUGUAUUUAAAAAAGUAAAUUACAACUUUUUAAACCCAAUAUUGAAAUAAGUAAUUUAUAAUGUUUAUAAAUACAGGCCUAAAUCGCAAGGGUUACACACUACAUAGGGUUUUAAUAUUCAAAUUGUUGUAUGUAGGCCUAUUUUGUAAACAUUUACAAUGUGGUUUGACUUUUAUGUUUGUAGUAGAUGUUGAAAUGAUAGAAAUAUUCAUCUAGGUUCAAUCUGAGAAAACUAUUAAUCCUGCGCCAUAUUCACCACACUAAGCUGGUGCUCAAUCUUAUCAGAUUUAUUCCUAAAAGAAUACAGUAUCCUUAAAAGUUAUUACCACUGGGGUUGUAAUGCCAACAUUAAUCAUAUUUCACUAUGUUACUUUAAAUAUGUUUUUGUACUUUGACGUAUGCUCUUCUUCUCAUGUCCCUGUUUUAUGGGAUGAUGAAGAGUGAUGCCCAAUUUUGUUACCCAUUAAAAUUCACGGCAAACAUA